This is a messenger RNA of Mugil cephalus (flathead mullet), 11096 nucleotides long. RefSeq names its product mucin-5AC. Lineage: Eukaryota; Metazoa; Chordata; Actinopteri; Mugiliformes; Mugilidae. The coding region runs from base 912 to 5825 and encodes 1637 amino acids. The transcript is spliced from 6 exons. The record is from RefSeq and is a predicted model, not a curated record.
CUUGGCUUCUUUGCAGGCAAGUCCCAAUCCUAAUUCCUGCCUACGUUUCUUUUCAAUAAAGGAUGCACUGCACUGUCAGGCUGAGUACUGAGCGCUUACUGAAGCGGUUAAAAUAGCAUGUCAACAAGUGACGCAGCAGAGUUGGAGCUCAUAGUUGUAGGAGGAGAGACAAGUACGCCUCUGUGCAGGACAGCACGGUCGACGCGGACAGCACGGUGUGCCUUGUCAGGGUUCAUUUGUGGAUUUUCUUGCCUUCUUAAUGGGGAUGGGACCAUCAGUUGUGUUGUGCAGAAGUCAGUGAUCAUCAAGAUGAAACAUUUGUUGAGAAGUUCAAACAGGAGAAUCAUCGCCGUGAUGAAACUCCAAAUGAGCACCAGUGUCACAGAUCAGCCAUCAGGCAGGAUGAAGAACCACACAAUGAACUAAUAUUAAGAGCAGACAACCUCAGAAAAGGCGAGGAUAGUAAUUGUAGUGAUUCAGACCAGACCCAGAAGCCAGUCGAGUCCAGAUUCACCUCUCUGUUCUUGAGACCAUCUACCAACCGUGACUUCAACCAACCAGCCCAAAGACUGAAGAAGAGUUUAGACCCCUGUCUACACAGUUUUACUGGACCACAAGGGGUGGGGAUCAAGGGCAGCAGCUUUCAGGUUAAUGGUAAAACACCAACACAAGACACAUCUAAAGACGUGAAUCCAUUUGUCUAUCCAACAUCAGAGACGAUACCAGUUCCAGCCAGGAAGGGGGAAGAGGUAUUCGCAGUUAUUGGCAAUAAACAACUGACUACCACAGACUUGAGUAACACUCAGAUUAACGAGCGUAAUGGCUCGAACAUAUUUCGCUGUGGUUCACAACCAAAGACUUGCACUGAAUCUUUAACUGGAGCAGGACUAGAGGAGAAUAUAAAGGACCAUAUGAAGCUUGAAAACCAAGGUGUUCUCAGGGAACUUUCUCAUCCAUCGAAUACAAUGCUGUCUUCCUCUGUGGUAACAGUUCUUGCACCUCAUUGGAACGGCCGACUACGACGAACCAAAAGAUUUGAUGGAAGUGACGAUUCAGGCACUCUGGAGAAUUUACAAGAUGUGGCAAACACUGUAACAAACAGUGAGCAUAGCUUCCAAAUGACUCAGAAUCAACAUGGUGUGGGGAGAAUGUUGGGCCAGUCGGAAGCCCAACUGAGAGGCCCUUAUCUGGGUUCAAGAAGGAAUACAGUGGGCAUGUCAACUAAACGCGUUCCUUCAAGUUUGGACCAUGAAUCUAAAAGGGAAAUGAGUCAAACUGUGUCUUUGGAUGUAAGUUCAGAAUGGAUGGACAAAAGGAAAAUAGAUGCAGGUGCUUCAAGUCCUAUCACGACAACUUCAUCUUCAGAGUUGCCCCUCUUCCUUGACCAAAAUGAACAGAGAAAUCCACAAGCUAUCCACAAGCUAGGCAUCUCAUCUUCAAGCUCAAAACCAACAACCAGUAGCCUUCUUCUGUCUUUAAGAAGAUUCCACUCCAAUAGCAGGGACUCUAAUGGAGACUCCAACUUCCCUGAGAGAAACCCACCUCCGCUGAGCAGAUCUCUAAGUGAUCAAAAUGGAAAAUUGUUCUCCCCACAUCACUCUCAAACCUUUGUGAAUAAUGAGCAAGAUAGGCCAAAACCUCUCCUCUCUACAACAUCAACUGCCUGUAGGACAACUGAAACUGGACCUUCUCUUUCUCCUUCCUCCUCCAAUCACAGAGAAAGGAACACUUCUGGGUCAUUAUUCUUUCCAUCUUCACCAGUAAACAGAGAAACACAAGACAGGUAUUUUGCCCAACUGCCUCACACAGUGAAUAGGCAACAGGACAGCUGGAGUUCAGAUAACAGUACAAACCUAUUGCCACAGACCUCUGUUCACUUGCCCAGACAUUCCACAUAUGACCGAUCUACCCUACUAAAAACCCAUUCACUUCCUAGAAGGACCACCCUGACAUCUACAUCUUGGUGGAAACAGGUUACCCAGGACAGCAGUUCUCCUCUUAACCUCUGUGAUAACAACGUCAACAAAGACAAGACAAACACACCAUUAGUUCCACCCUGUAAUGACAGUGGUGAUAUGGACUUUCUGAAUCUGAGUGACAACAAAAGACUGGGUACUCAAGUCCCCAUUAACAGAGACAACAGUACCAUGACAGAGUCUGUUUACAAACCUAACAUGAACUAUCUUAUGAAGACGCAGGGAGGACCUCUCAAUCUCAGUCAAAUAAAUGCUGAAAAUUCACCUGACCCAAAAUCAGACAGGCCUGUCCAGAAGCAAUAUUUUUCAACUUUAAACAACAGAGAACUACAAAGGCAUCACAGUACACCUGAUGUGUCGUCAAGUUGUAAAAUUAGCAGAGCUACAGCACAAACACCGAGUCACCCUAACAAUCACAGCAUGUGUGAUGUAAGCAAUAGUUCAUUUACAGCAAAUGCAACUGAAUUACCACGUACUUUGCUAAAUCCCAAGACUUCAAAUCCACCCAGAGAGAUCAUCACUAAAUGCAAAAAUAACAAUAUUCCACCCAAAAACACUCCCAUAUGUCCUCACAACAUGGACUCGCAGAGGUUUGCCAAACCAUCUCUUUCACUUAAUUCUUCCAUCACUCUUAACAAUCAAGCUCUUACUCAUCGAACUACCUCUGGUCUCCUCCUAGCCCCAAACACUCAAUGUAGUGCCUCCCACUAUUCUUGUCCAGUCUCUUCUCAGACUAGUAUUCAUGCCUCACACACUGGAUCCUCAUCCCAAACACCAACAUUCACCAACAAACCCAACACAUCCCCUCUUGGGUUUGAAAGGCAAUAUGCCUCCAUUCCCAAACCUUUCCACCAUAGAGCUAUAUCCAGCUUGAUUCCUACAGUCAGUAUGUUCUCUCAAACCAACUCUAGCCCCAUUCAUACUACUUCUAGCACAUCUUCCUCUACAACACACAGCCAUCAUGUAGGAAGGACUGAAGGACUUCUUAGUCCUUCUGUCAUCACCUCUUCUCUCCUAACUCCCCCUGCAACCCCAGUCAAUACCAGCCCCAACUGCCCAGAAACAUCCAGCCCAGAAAGACAUCCAAAGAAACCAUCAUCUGGCAUAGAAGGCAAGAGAGCAAGACGCGUAACAUGGGAGGACUCGGUGGAUCUGGAAUGCCCAGAGAAUGUCACAGUGGAGAAACCAGACACUUCUCAAGUCACAACAAAUUCCCCCUCUCCCUCUAGUUUCCCCCAUAGAUCUCCAUCCAUCUUUUCCUUUCUAAGAUCAAGCAGUCCAACAAAACACAUGUCUCCUCUAUGCCCUCCUACCCCUAGAACCUGCAUACAGGUAGGGAAAGGAGGGAAGUAUCGAUCUUUAUCAUCUGACUCUGCUGAUAAAGCAUUCAAAGAGCAUGAGAGAGACAAGCAAAGAACUGGUGACUCUAUGAACUUUGACCAGAGAAGGCAGGACAUAGCCACACCCAGCCAUGAAAGGACAAUAUCAUUUGAAUCUGGCACAGUUCAGAGUCAUUCCUCUGCUCCUCUCUCACUCCCUCCUGAUUUUUCAAACGAUUAUAAGAUCCGUUACAGCUCACCACCUUACUCCGCACUCAAGUCUGGAAGGCACACACAGGGAGAAACUAAAACAACAACACACAGAUUACCCAUUUUCCCACAAACAUGCCAGUCUAAUGUUACCCCACAACAUUCCUUAAAUGCUGACAUGGUUGGUGUUAUGCCCUUACCCAAGUCUAAACCUCCUCUUGCAUCCCGGUCCCUGUCCUUGCCUUUCACAAAAAGUCUUGCCAGGCAGGGAAGUUCAACAUGUGAACUUUCAGAAACAGAUGAAAAUAGCAAUAAGCAUUGCAAAAACGUCAGCCGAAACUGUCAGAAUAGUCAGGUAUUACUUGUUGACAACAGAGUUAAUGUCAGCUCACAGUCUUUGCAGGGUGAAGUGGCCCACAGCUCCUCAACAUAUGUAACUGAGACACUAGUUUACAGCAUUAAAUCUAAAGUAGAUACAGCCACAGCUGCCCCAAAGAACACCACACCUAAACCUUUGCAACACACCGCAAACACACAGGUUUCUGUGGAGACCAAGUUAAGUCAACAGUUACAGACAAUGCAGAGUAAGGAAGCAGCAGUUGAACCAUGUAGUCAUUCAGACCAGAGCUCCAGUGGCAGCAGCUCAACAGAGAGUCAGUCCCAGGGUAGUGAAGGCUACAGCAGAAGUGUCAAGGAAAGAGUACUGGGUAAAAGUAGAUUUUUUUCAGUGGAAGGUAAUAAUGAACAAAACUCAAAGAGAAACCGCUUUGCACUGAAAAAAAGUGACAGCACGCCUAAUAAUUUAUCAAGAUCAGAGUCAGAAAGAGUCACCAAGAAUAAUAACAAAAUGGACCAGGUCAUUAACAAACUGAAACAAAAACUCAGCUCUAGAUGGUCUGAGGAUGAUAUAUCAUUUCCAUGGAAGUGGAAGCGGGCCUCGCAGACACCCUCUGUUGGUGAACCCAGUGAUGUCAGCAAUGCCAGUGACAUCAGUAUUGAGAGUACCAAAACUCUGGACGAGAAAGGAAUGGUCCAGAAAAAAAGUAAAAAUGAAACAGUGGCUACCAAUACAUGGACGCAAAAUAGAUACACUAUCAUACCAUCCUCUGCUAUUGGAAGCACAUCAGCAGGAGACCAGUUUUCUCUUUGUCCACCAAAUCUGCAAACUGUCCAAGAUGAACAAAAUGCUUUUGCAGAACACACGCCUGAAAGUAAACCCCAGGUUCAUCUGACAGUGCAAAGCCCAACUGCACAACAGUUUGACUUUUACAAUGACUGCGGGACUGAUCCAAAAGCAACAAACCAGCUUCUCUCUUGUAGAGAUCCCAAGACUCUUAGGAGUCCCAAUUCCUCUGCUGCUUACCCCACUCAGUUUAGGAAGUCCACACCCAGCCCCAGGAGCCCGUUCUCCCCCUUCUCUUCUCUUUCGCCUCACUCCCCAUUUUCCUCAUCUGAUGUAAUUGAUGAUAAUGUCUUCUAUAGCCCAAAGCUGCAGCGUCGCAGAGAAUCCUCUUCUCCGUGUGAGCAAGGAGAUGGAAUUAGUCCGGGAGGUUCAAGAAAAAGCCGUGCAUCUACAGGCCCGCCAAGUAUAAGUCCAGGACAGAAUGAGGAACACAUUACAUCUUCAUACGCAGACUUAAAGUAUGGCAUCGGGAAUGGGAGAUCCUUCUCAGUCAGUUCAGUUCUCUCCAGUCGACCAUCUGGGCCUGGACGCAUUUCCACUGGAUCCAGGUUCAUGAGUGUGGGUGAUCUCUCUCAGUCUACUUUGUCUUGUCAAGACAAUGGCAGAGACUUUGAUCAGUGGUCAGUCACACCUUAUUGGAUGACCAACUCUGAUUGUCGACCUGCCAAUGACUCUCUAAUGUCACAUAUCCGCAGUGAUCCUGGUAAAAUGAGGUCGCGGUCUCUACCUCGAUCACUGACAAGAUGCUUGGCAAACUGGAGCUCAGGAGUCUCCCCUUCUCAACCUGCAACUUCCACAACCUCAAUGCCAACGCGCCUUCGCAGCCCUACCAUGAGCACUGGUCACUUUACAUGGGAGCCAGAGGGUCCGCCAACCCCUCCUCCAACACCUCCACUGUCCCCAGUUUCCAGACGCAUGUCCAAACCUCCCAGAAUUUCCUCUUCUACCUUUCCCAGCUCAUCAGGAGCACUGCAACAAGGAGACGGCCAGUCCUCCAGAGGACGUUUGCCCUACAGAGGUUGUGUAUCGAGCCUUAGCAUCUUUGAAGAGUCUUCUGACAGCAACUCGGAUACAACAACAGAUGAUGAAUAUUACUUAGAAUCAGAUGAAGACAGAGAGAAGGAGACAGAAUUAUAAAAGCACAGUAAUUGCUCUAAAGGCUUCUUUGACAUUUCUGCAAAGACUUGAGACCGAAAAACAAUAAGUUAGGACUAUAAUCUUUUUUGUACGAUGACCUCUGCCUGUUUCGUGUUUUUGGUGGCUCUCGUGAGUGGUGAGUUGUUUGAGUUAGCAGGUUGCUUGCAUGAUUUGCUUUUUGAAAGUGGUGGUUGCAGUCGUCAUAAAAAGACAUUACACUCCAUGAACAAUCAUGAUACUUAAAUAUGUUGUGCGUGCAACAUAUAUGUACAUGACUGCAGACCUGCAGUUUAUAGGUAAGCAUACAAAUAAGUAUUGUUCAGCAUUCAGUCUUUAGACCAUUGCAUGACAGCAGUGUGGUCCAUACUGUUUAUUUGUGUUAAAACGAAUUACAAUGUAAGAUUAGGUUUAAAGUUUCCAUUUCAUUCUCUACUGAGUACUAAGGCAAUGUGGAUAAAUAUGCUGUAAUAAGUUUAUCUGCUUCUGCUUUUGAAGAUUGAAAUAAGUUUUGUCAAAUGUUGUAAACAUGAACAGAUUUCCUUGCUGUUGCUUUAAAAGGUGUACUUUGGGAUGAAAUAUGAUCAUGUAAUGAUUAACAUUUUUCACAUGCUCUAUGCAGUGCUUGCUGUCAUUUGUACAGUCUAAAUCUAAAGUUGUAAUAUAUCUUUUUAAAAUAAAUGUAAUAUUUCCAAGAAGUGCUUGUGUUUGGGGGAUUUUUGAGAAAAGGUCGGUUAAAAUCCUCCUGCUGCUGCUUUAUCUCAAAUUAUCCAGCUUUAACCAGUAUAAUUAUUUUUUGGUGUCAUUUUAUCGUUGCAGCAUUGACAUGGCUAAUAAGUGAAAUAGUUUGUUAAUAAUUCAGCGAACAGAAGAUUGGCUGCCUGAGGUUAAGUUCCAUUCUGCAGAGAUAUUCAUUGGCCAUAUGAAUGAGUGGAGCCAUUAUGGUCUGUCAUUAUUUAAGUGGGUGUUCCCUUUUGUUAGUGCCGUGGCAACACAUACACUGUUGUGGUGAUGAUUAAACAUCCAUUAGAGUGCUUGUAAAUUGCUUUUAGUUUUCUAGGCAGUGUAUGUCAUGUCCUUAACAUUCCCACAUGGAUUUUUUCUCCAGUGAGACUUUCACACUGAGACAUUAAAAUCUGCUUUGUAUUAUUAACCAUGACUUAUCUAGGAAGGGCAUGGCUGCUUCACAUCAUGUGAUACAGUCUUCAGAGCGCUGACUCUGAAUCUUGUGUCAUAAAAAGGAAAGUGUAGCACUGAUGAAACACUUGGUCCGGACAUUAGUCUUGUGCAGAGCCCUCUGCUCUUACCAUAAAAAUUAGUUUGUGGUAUGCAGCCAGAGCUGGAGUAGCUGAUAAAGAGAUAGACAGGAAGCUUAGGUGGAACUUGUAUUCUGCAGUUUUCUGGUGAAGAUUUAAUAUUUAAUCACUGCACCAGGCUUUUUGUUGCUAUGGGAGUGUGAGUACAGGAAAUAAACCUGUACGCAGUAAAGGUGAUUUUGUGUGUUUCUGUGCAUGUGUGUGUGUGUGCGUUCUCGAGGUUAUUGCAGGUGAAGAUGAUCAAAGUGAAAAAGAAGACGUUGCCAAACGAGCUUUUGAUUUACUCAUUAUAUCAUCGGGUAUAUUCCCAUCAAAUGUUGUUAGGUAAGUACAGCAUUUGACAGGUAAAAUUAAUGAUUUAAUAUGUUACAAUUGGCCCACUAAUAUUGCUAUGUAUUAUUGUACUGACUGUUUAUACACUUUUGUGUGAUUUUCCCAAGACUGCAACUUCAGAACAAAAGAUAUUAAAUAUGAGUGAAGUUACCACAAAAUAUGACCAAAUAAAACAUUUUACAACUGAAAAGAUGUCCUUUUAAUUCUGAGGAACUGAAUCUGAGUUGCAUAACCUGAGUCUAAUAUGUUUAGCUACACUGCCCUCUGAUGGACUAUCUAGAUAUAGCAUUUAAAGUAAUAAGAUACCACUGUGCUACAGUUGUCAACAACAGAAGCUGGUCUGUCCACUUUCACAUUUUAUUGUGGCUACUGCAUUGUGGAUGUGGAACUUAAUUACUGGGAUAGGACUGGCUUCCAACUAGCUGUGAUGUUUCAGAAUUUUUCAAUGGAUUCAUUUGAACACUUAAAGACUGCUUGUUUGCCAUUCACAGGGACUCAUUUACACUGAAUUUCUUUUUUCUGCUUCAUGAAGUCUCUCCAUGCCAAGUCCAUGCCAAUGUCAGUGAACUCCCACACGAUGCCCUCUUUCUUGUACUGUUCUUGCUCCAACACAUGAAUAUCCUCCCUCUGCUUCUGUUUGAACUUCAUGUUUCCACGAUGCAUGAUGGCACCAGUCAGCUUAUAAAUGCCAUUCUUCUCCUCUUGGGUGAAGUCAAGGACAUCAAAACCUUCCUUAAACAACAAAAUGACAUUGGAAUUAGUUGUGAAUUUAUUUUGUGCAGGACAUUUUUCACAAAACCUGUGAAGCCAUUUCUUCCUCACAUCAGUGCUAUCAACUCUUCUGCAUCACUGACAGAGGCUACGGUUGUUUCUCCUUGUCAGAUGUAGGUGUAUUGAUAGGGGUUGUUGGUGAUCAACAGCAUUUCUGACAAAAACAAAGUAAGAAGUUUAAGUCACCAUGUUGAUGAUUCUUGACUAGUGUUGUAGUCUAGUGUUCAGGUUUCUGUUAUGACAGAAUCUUGUAGAAGAUGUGAUAUUUCCUCUCAGCUUUGAUCUGGUAGGUGACAUGAGCUUUCCCAGCUGAUGGGGAGAAAGGACUUUCAAAUAGACAGGAUAUACUAUGUAUUUCAUCAUUCUAGACCUUGGUUAGGUGACUUGAUAAAAUAUUGCAGUCCAUAAGAGGAAGUUACCAGCAAAUUCAAAUUGUAGGAAGUUAGCAAUGUAGUUUCAACAGGGGAUUUUGUCAUGUCAGUCUACUUAGAAGAAGUGCCCUUCAAAUGAAUAUAGUUAAGUAAUUUAACUAAGCUAUAAAACAACCAAGUAGAAAAAAUAUUCAAAACCGCAACCAUAAUAAUUGAAAUUAAAUAAGAUAAUAACUAUGUCACUUUCUUUGUUUUUACUAUAAAGUUUUCUUUUGUUCAGUCUCUAGAAAAAGUAACAUUGUAUUUUUAAUUUGUAAUGAUGUAAAGUUGUCAUAUGUAAGCCUACUUGCACGUGCUGCGUUCCCUUCUUGAUCUCUGUUUUUGAACUCCCCCAAGGAGGCAGAGCUCUGACACACAGCGGCCCGGGCAAGAAUACAAAGGAUCGAAAAUCUGUAACUGGAGAUAAAGGUGUGGCCAUUUAUAACUGUCCUUUAACCAUCAGCCAAAGCUUGUUAACUGAAACAGCAUCUAUUUUAUUUCUGUCCUUCAAAAGACAGAAAGUUUGAAAAGCAUUUUUUUUAUUUAUUACAGUCCACAUAGUUCUGACACAAAUUUAUAGGAAGAAAUUUGUUUUUGAUUAUUUCUCAAGAAUUUCCUUUUUAGCAUAUAAUAUAUUAAAAAAAAAAUAAAUCCCCACCUUUAUUCUUUAGUGGUUAUUAACUGAAACUGUUAUUCUGUCAUUACUACAGUAAGCCUCCUCUGGGUGUCUUCUGUUGUCCUAGAGCACAAAGAUAAACCUGUGAAUCUCUGACUUGGAUUCCUUCUCCCAGUCCUUUGGCUCCCAGUUGAUGUCAGCUGACCCUCCUCCGUCUAUAAUAAAAGGUCGAGUGUGACAGCUGCCACUUUCCAAAGGUUUUAGCAUACGGUGAAUAAAUACAUUUAGCUCAGACAGACCACGACUUAGCACCAGCCCCAUGAGCACAUAACUAAAGACAACAAGGUCAGUGCUUGUAAUAACUUUGACAUCGACCGAGGUGAUCCUUGAGUGACUUGCUUAUUGAAUGGGCCACCUGCUGACCUCCUUAAGAAGCACACAGUAUUAACAACUUAGAACCUCACCAUGCCUCUGUAAGUCUUCAUAAUAUUUCCAAAAGUAUUUGCUCACCUAUCCAAAUGACUGAAUUCAGGUUUUCUAAUCACUUCCAUGGCCACAGGUGUAUAAUAUCAAGCAAAUAGGCAUGCAGACUGCAUUUGGUUCGCUCUAAGGAGCUCAGUGAAUUUUACCAUCAUAUUUUUAAAUGCUUUUAAAUGCUCUACUUCCUCCAUGAGAGAUACAGUCAAAAUAGUUGCGCUCAUUAAUCAUGGUGUCCCUCAAGGUUCUGUCUUAGGGAAACUUCAGUUCUCUCCACACAUGCUGCGAUCCAUCAUCAAAAACUAUAUCUCAUAUAUGUCAAAUCUUCACCCUCGCUGAAUCUUUCCUUGACUGUUCUCUGAAUAGCCUGCAGAGCACUCAGUUCACACUCAACAGACAAAUUUGAGCAUGAACACCGUCAGAGGUGCAGCUGUCGGUGGUCAAGGCCAGGUAAUCACUGUAUAUUCUGGCGCAAACUGCUACUCCAUACUUCAAACGCUGCCUUGUUGACCUGAUAUUGUUUCCUUCCAUCUACUCUUGAGGACAAAAAUAGACCUGUGAAAUAGUUUUGGCAUUCCUUCUGCUGAGCUUAAGUUAAAAGAGGGCCUCUUCACUUUCACUUGUCCCUCUCAUGAACUGAAUAACCUGUCACACGAGGAGAAGUCACUAUGGCCAUAAGUAGCAAUUAUAUAUGAGGUGAUAAUUUAGCAAGGGGAUUCUUAGAAAGUUGUGAACUUCUUCAAGACGUUUUUACUAAUGAACAGUUGUGAUAUCUGACCGCUAGAGAGGCAAACAUAUCACAUCAUAGGUUCCUUUGAGGAAAUAGUUUGAAUUUUCAGGUCUCUGCAGUCGACACAAGGAUCAAGAGAGCUAUUUCUGAACGAUGCAAAGUGUGAGGCUGUCUACAAGGUGAUAAACCGUCUAGGGAUAAGAAUCGUGUCAGACAUAAGUAGAAGUAUCUUCUCCUCCAAGACCUUUGCAUCGCAUAACAAGACCUUGUCAACACUUGACACUUAAAGUCUUAAGCAUCGAGUAGUCUUAUUAGCCUUCAUACUUUUUCUGUCUGCAGUCCUAUCCGCAGCUGUACUGCAGCGCUGUUUCAACUGUGGACAUGCUCCUGACAUCUCCUUCACAGUACUGUGGCUUCAGAAUGACAUGCAGGUGUUUUAUUUAACAAAGAGUGAGUGGAUAGGGCAUGUGAACAUGUAGAUAAGCUAAGUAAGCUAUAUUGUUUAGGUGGAUUGCGGAAUAGAUUCCACUUUAAUUGCAAUGUUUCCCCAAUACAAAGUUAAAUUCAACUUGUAAAUGCAUGAAUGGAUUUCUGUAAAUAAAUGUAAAAUAUUCAACAAAA